UGUCGUAGCGAGAGAGAGAGGACGACAAUGGAGACGCUGGUGCUCCUUCAGACUCUGAUUCUCUUCGUCGUCUUCUUCCCCUCUCCACUGUUCUCCUCUUCGUCUUCCUCUGCAACAGAUUUGCCACCAACCUCCAUCGUCUUCGCUACGUUGGGUAGGGCUCACUAUUCCUUUGAUGUGUUCACCCUCCCCAUUUCCCCCUUCACCUUCUCCGUUGUUCCCCACCAAGAGCUCCAGUUCACCGACGGCGAAUCCGUGAAUUAUAAUGGCUUUUUCCAUGGGGAUUCGCUUCUAUACGUCUCCGAGCGAAAUGGGAUGCCGGAAAUUUUCGUGGCAGGGGAGCCCACUUCUCGAAAAGGAAGAAGGUCGGUCAUGGACCAAGUUUCUGGUGGGAUUCCUGUCGUGCCGACACCGAAGCUCGGCGAGGCUGUUUCGAUGAAAGACCGACCGUCCAUCGCUGGAGACCGGCUGAUUUACGUCUCGACGGAAAGGCCGGCUAGGGAGUCCAGGAAGAGUUGGGCGGCCGUGUACUCGACGCACUUGGAAACCCUCGAGACCAGACGGCUGACGCCCGACUUGGUGGCGGAUUUCAGCCCGGCCGUUUCGCCUUCCGGCCAGUGGACGGCGGUGGCGUCUUCCGGCGAGCGAGGGUGGUCGGGGGAGAUUCACGAGCUCGCCACCGAUAUAUAUCUCUUCAACACGUCCGAUGGGUCCGGCCGGUUCAAGCUCGUCGACCACGGCGGUUGGCCGUCGUUCUCCGACGAGUCGACCGUAUUUUUCCAUCGGCAGUCCGACGACGGGUGGUGGAGCGUCUUCCGGGCGGUUUUCCGGCAUCGCCGCAAACCCCAAGUGGAAAGAGUCACUCCUCCCGGCGUGCACGCGUUCACCCCUGCCGCGUCUCGAACCGGAAAGUUCAUCGUGGUGGCGACUCGGAGGGCCGACUCGACGUACCGCCACAUCGAGAUCUUCGAUUUGGUCCGUCGGGAGUUCGUCGAGGUCUCCAAGAAAAUCGCGCCCCACGCCCACCACUACAACCCCUUCAUCUCCGCCGAUUCUACUCGUAUCGGUUACCACAGAUGCAGGGGAACGAACCCGAAUCGGGGGAGCGCCAACCAUCUUCUGCUGGAGAACGUGCGGAGCCCGAUUCCCUCCAUCUCUCUCUUCCGAAUCGACGGUUCUUUCCCUUCAUUUUCCCCCGACGGCGAGCGAAUCGCGUUCAUCCCGAGUCUGGACGAGCGGGGGGUCUACAUUGUGAAACGAGACGGAUCGGGAAGGCGCCGCAUCUCCGAUUCGUUCUCGUUCGGAACAGCUUGGGACUACAAGCGGAAGAACGUCGUCUAUACGAGCGUAGGGCCCACCUUCUCCAGCGAGAUGACCUCGGUGAACAUUGUCUCGAUUAGCUUCUCCGAUUCCGAUACGGACCCCAGAAGCUCCCGGAUCGUCACUUUGACCCGCGACGGCAACAACGCUUUUCCGUCGCCGUCGCCGGACGGAAAAUUUGUGGUUUUCCGGUCGGGCCGGUCUGGGCACAAGAACCUCUACGUAAUGGACGCCGUUGAGGGCGAGAGCGGCGGGUUGUGGCGGCUGACGGAGGGGAACUGGACCGAUACGAUGUGCUCUUGGUCGCCGGACGGGGAAUGGAUCUCCUUCGCGUCGGACCGUGAUGACCCGGGAAGCGGCAGCUUCGAGAUCUACUUGAUUCAUCCGAACCGGACCGGGUUGAGGAAGCUGGUUCAGAGCGGGACGGGCGGGAGAACGAACCACCCCUGGUUCAGUCCGGACUCGAGCCGGUUGGUUUUCACAUCGGACUACGCGGCCGUAUCGGCCGAGCCGAUCUCGAACCCGCACCACUACCAGCCCUAUGGGGACAUCUUCACGAUCCGGUUGGACGGGUCCGGAAUCAGGCGCAUGACCCACAACUCUUAUGAAGAUGGCACGCCCACCUGGGGGUCCAAGUUCAUCGAGCCCUACGACGUGGUCGAGACCCAUGCAGAAGGGAUGGCUCGGACCUGCAAGUUUGGUGAUUGCAUGUGGCUCGAGCCGGUCUCCAACGCUUGGACCAAUGGGUCCAACUCGGCCCAUCUCACCAAAUGCGGCUAGCCAACACUUCUCUCUCUCUCUCUCUCUCUCUCUCUAUAUAUAUAUAUAUAUAUAUAUAUAUAUAUAUGCCAUUACAUAAUCGCCUUUUAUGUAUAGAAAAUAAUGGCUGGUCAUGUAUUUUUGUAGUUAAUAGAGGAAUGAAAUAUUUUUAUGGAUAGAAAGUAA
This is a messenger RNA of Nymphaea colorata (pocket water lily), 2265 nucleotides long. RefSeq lists its product as uncharacterized. Bases 28 to 2100 code for a protein of 690 amino acids. The record is from RefSeq and is a predicted model, not a curated record. The transcript has a single exon. NCBI's taxonomy places the organism in Eukaryota, Viridiplantae, Streptophyta, Magnoliopsida, Nymphaeales, Nymphaeaceae.